Molecule: messenger RNA, 3631 nt
Organism: Rhagoletis pomonella (apple maggot)
Lineage: Eukaryota; Metazoa; Arthropoda; Insecta; Diptera; Tephritidae
Product: neuronal membrane glycoprotein M6-a-like
Exons: 6
Coding region: 446-1405 (319 amino acids)
Biological process (GO): neuron projection development
Cellular component (GO): plasma membrane
Source: RefSeq, a predicted model, not a curated record
GGUGAAUCAGUUUGAAAGUGAAGCGCAAACGAAUCGAAAGCAACAAGUUGCUGUUGUCGCAAUAGCCCCAACAUCAUCGCCGUCGCUUUCGUUGUUGUUUGGUUGGUAAACUAACAGUUGGUAGCUGGUGUUGUUGUUUGUUGGUUGUGUGCUUGUCAACGUAACGUUCGUGCAAACAAAAACGUAAUACCAUUGUGUGCUGGUUAACAACGUUUGUGCAAAAAACUAACUAAAAUUAAACGAACUAAGUAUUCAACUAACGACGGAAAUUUGUGUUCAAACUGUUUCCGAAAAAAAAAAAAUAAAUUUCAAAAGUAUUAUUACUGCGACUGCAUUUCAAAUACGUUUAAGCAUACCAAAGACAAUUAACGCCGAAUUCUUGUCAAAAAUUUAAGCAAAAUAAUACCACAAAAAAAAACUUAAAUAGAUAUACAACACAUGAAAUAUGCCUUCACCUACAAAAUCGUUAAAUCAACGUGAUCGUAUACGCGAUCCGCGCGAAGAUAUUCUACUCGAAACAAAUUUCGAAGAUGAUGGCAUACUGACGCGUGCCUACAACAACAAUCCAUACAAUAAUGGCACAGCAAUACAUAAUCGACGACGCAGUACCUACCGUUCAGAUCACUCCUUGGACCGUUACACGGAACGUGGUGGCGAAGAAGGUGACUGCUGUCAAUCAUGUAUGUCCCGCAUUCCUUAUGCCACAUUAAUAGCGACACUUAUGUGUCUGCUUGGCGUUGGCAUAUUCUGUGGCACAAUGUAUCGUGGCGCCUCGUUGACGGUGAUUAUGAUGGAUCAAGUGUUUCAUUUGCAUCUAAUUUGGAUUGAAGCGAUUCAAAUGAUUUUCGUCAUAAUUGCUGCGGGAAUGGCGGCGCUUGGCUUUAUGAUACUCUUCGUUGGUUUCCUAGCAACUGGAGCGACACGAUACAAGGUCUAUCGCGCGUGGCGUUCACGAGUGGGUGGGCGCAUCUCGUGUGCCGUGUUCAUGGGCAUCACAUAUUUGCUAAACUUUGUUUGGAUAUUAAUUCUAUGCUUCUUGGUCAUAGUCACCUUUAUCUAUACGAUGUUCUGGAAUAUGUGCUCAAGUGUGGAACGUUCGCUCAGCUGCAUUGAUUUAACACAGUUUCAUUUCAUGUUCCCGCCCAACACCAAACAAGAAGAUAUGAAAAUCUGCGACAAAUAUGAGAUUAAAGCCUUCUGCAAGGAUGGCGUCGAGAAUGCCGAAGUUAUGUUCAUUCUCGCCACACUGGCUGCUUUGCUUGUCAUACUGAGUUUGGUACACUAUCUAAUGUGUCUAGCCGCCAAUUAUGCGCACAUAAGGGAUCAUGAGAAAUUCCAGGAGCUGCAGGAAAUACAAAAUCUAAAUGAGCUCGAGUAUAGCGCAACAUCCAAGGAUCGCUUCUAGGACAUAUUUCAGAAGAUUCAUUUUGAGCUUAAGGAGAAGUGAGCGACAGACAAAACGAAAAUAAAAUAAUAAUAAUAAUAAAAACACCUAAACUCAACACGCACACAUCACACACAAACAACAUUUACACUUAGAAGAAUAAAACAAAAGAACUGAUUGAAGUAACAAAACAAUGAAUCGCUAACUAUAGACAAUGAAGAUUUAUGCAGAACGAUGAUAGGAAAUGCAAACAGCAAACAUGCAUAAAUACUGAAUUUCAAAAAGGAAUAAGCAGAGCAAUGUGUGUAGUGAACUUUCUCUGGAAUAUUUACAUAAUAAAAUAACAAGCUGCUCACAUUGCUUCUUUUUUUUUUUGUAUACAUCAUUUAUGUAUAUUAUUUUGUUUAUUUAAUAAUUCUUUAACUUUAAGUUAUUUAGAUACGGAAAUGCAUAACUAUUGUCUAACUGAAAUUUAAUUGUUUUUUUCCCCCUUAUGUACCAUAAGUUCACAUAAUUUCUUUUUAUAACAGCAAUGGCAUGUAAAAUAUUUAUUAUUUAGUUAUUUUCUAUUUAACUUUUAAAAACUGGAUUUUUUGAAUUAUUAAAUAUUAUGUAUCUAAUAAUUUUCUUUGUUGUUAUUUCUAAUCUGGCUCAUAACUCAUGAAUUCAUAAAAGAUGUAAUUAGCUUGUUUAAAUUCAUAAGUAUAUCCACUCUUUUUAUUUAACUUAUUUUUGGCUUAUUUUCAUAUGUACUGAUUUCCUUUUUCAUUUGUACCGCUCUUUUAUUUUUUUAUUUUUUUUAUACGGCGAUUCCAUAAUAAAUGUAACCAAAAAGUGACGAUUUGCUGGCCUUCGAUUUGUCUCAAAUUUUGAACACAGCCACAUCCAGUCGAAACCGGAACUCAGUAAUAUGAACAAAAGUUAGAGCAACUCCGACACGGUAAUUAAUUUUUUUUCGUUUUCUAAUAAAAACUAUUCACUCAUUUAAGAAGCCUAGGACGAUAUGAAGUUCGAAGACCAUUUAGAAGUCGAAACAGACAAUUCCAUGAUAAAAGUUUAAACCAAUUUUUACGUAUUUUUAUACUUAGCAUACGAAUCUAUAGUAAAAACAUUUAUAUUUGUCUAAUCUAAAAAAAAAAAUUAACUUUCGGUCACUUUAGCCCACUUCCGGUCGAAACCGGAAGAUACAGCUUCCCAAUUUGGUAGAUCAUAUUUUUUUGCGUUUUUUUUCUGUAAAAACAUUUCCCUCCAUUUUAGAAGGGGAUGAUGGAUAUGAAAAAUUUAGCACAGUUUAGUUGUGUGUAUGGGCUUUACAAUCCUCCGUAGAUGCCAUUUUGGUUAGAAAAGUGACCUAUUUUUAGAUUUCAAUUUUAACUUUUUUAUAUACAUAAAUAUGUAUACUUUUUCAUUUAGAAGGGGUUAGAUCGGGCGUUUAUCUUUUAAUUUUCCUUUGGCGGUAUUUAAAGCGCGCACUUUCAUAAGUCUCAAGUUUUUGAUCUAAAGGCAUUUUUGUGCAAACUUUUUUUGAGCUUUUUUAUGAUCGGAUUUCUACAAUUUCAUGUUAAUAUUGCAAUAAAAUUUGACAUACUGUGGUGGUAGGAUAUGAUAAAGAAUCUAUUCAGUACUUUGUUGUGGAACUACUUGUUCGAAGAUUUCAAGUGUUUAAGCAAAGUGGAUUGCAACAACUGCUUGGAUUCUGCAAAUGAUCGUAUUAGAUUGAAAACAUUAAAGGGUAGGGCUAGGAAUCUAGCAAUACCCACCACAACGGGAUCUGUUUUUAGCAGACGAAUUUUGCCACCUCUGCUAUUGUAAGCUAAUUUUACGCUAUCUAGCCUGAACUAAACUAAAACUUAACCUAUUCUAACUGGAUCUAACCUAAGCUUUUUUUUCGUGUUUUAGGCUUGGUAAAUUUAUGAAAUGAAUACGCCAGAGUAUCCAUUUCACGCCUCUUUUCAUUUUUUUCGAAGUUUGCUGAUUUGACUUGUUAAUCAAAUUUGCAUCAUUAAUAAUAUGUUUCAAAAUAUUACAUUUAACUAAGUUAUAAUAGCGUCUUCAUCUAAGGAGAUAAACUGCCAAUAAACGUGAUAAAAUGAUAAAUAAACCGGUUUUCCUUACGAAUUUAUUGAUUUAUAACAUUUAUAGAAAAUUUAUGACUUAAGAUGAAGAUGCCUAUUGUUUUUUGUAUAAUUUUCAAGUUUUGCAAGCUAACGGUAAAUAUGUUUUUAAUACAAUAAUGCUUUCAUUAUA